GCAACCAUGCUUAUGGAGGCUGAUUGUCAAAGCAAAAUUAAAUUUUACGUAAACGAAAAAAAAGGAAAACCAUGAUCGUAGGGAAAUGACCUGGAAUUUAAGGAUUGGUGAACAAUUUCACCCCUGGGACUAACAGUGUUUUCAAUCAACACCUUGACAAGUUCAUAAAAUGACUUGAGGAUGCAGACAGGAUGUAGCGAUAUUUUGGAGGCUAAAGUUGCUGAACGCAAUGAAAAAGCCAAAAAGCUAUAUCGGUAUGUGAGUGACGCCGCUAGGCGCGUUGACGAGGCGUCAGCGGCCAGCCGCUCUAUCGUCGACCUAUUUUCCACCAAAAUAGAAGUUCUACGUCAAAAACUUAGAGACUAUUGCGAAAAGUUGCUCUUCCUCGAUCCAACAAACUAUGGGAAAAAAUCUCUUGAACUUCUAUGGAGGAAGGGAUACUAUGAAACUGUAUCCGCAGCAAGGAAAUAUCAGGAAACAGAUGCUGCGAUAGAUAACUUUCUGUUUACUCAUAUUGGGUGUGGAAUAGGUCAUUUUCACCACAUAUUGAACAGGAUGCAAUCUAUAAUGAAAAUUUUGCCUGGAGAAUUGGACUAUGAGCUUAUGCUUGAGGAUGGAGAGACAGAGAGUGAAACCCAACUUAGUGAAGAAGAGAUACAGCUAGGCCGAUAUGUAAUCUAUCAAUGCUUGAUCUACCUUGGGGACUUGUGCCGGUAUCAAGUAGAAAUAUUCCAAAAUUAUGAGCCUUCAACAGCCGCUCGCUAUUAUCUCCAGGCUGCUCAUAUUGACAUGUGCUCCGGAAUGCCGUUUAACCAACUAGGCAAUCUAUAUCUCGAUAAAAAUUACAACUUGGACUCAGUUUGCUAUUACAUCCAUUGCCUUAGCUGCACAACACCAUUUGAAGGUGCUACUGGUAACUUGUUAAAGAUUCUUGAGAAACAGACACAAUAUUGUGAAAAUUUAAAUGAUGCUGAAACUUACACACAAGCAGAACAUAUACAAAACACUGUUGCAAACUUCCUAUCGCUAAUUGACAUAUGGUAUAAUAGCAAGAAUGACACUAAUGUGCCACAGAGGUGUAAUAAGAUAGCCCAAGAUCUGAGAAUAGCAAUGGAAUUCUCAAAGUCCCCUUUUCCUGACAUGAAUAAGAAUUAUACUGAAUAUACACAGGCAGUAGAAGAAGAAAGCACCACUCCUUCCUAUUUAAAUGGCAAUCUUGUCCAUAAAAUGGUACAGAUCUGCCUGUUCACAAUAUCAAAAAUGAUGGAAAUAGACGAGCAAAAAGCAUUUGCAGGUAAAGCUUUCACACUGGCAUUACUAUCCCAGCUGUUACAGAAAUUACUUAAGCAAAUGGAAGAACUUGGCUUUAAAAACCCUGCUCGAAAAUAUAGAACCAGAUCUGUAUCAAUCAAUGACAUAGAAUCUGAGAAAUCAGACAAUCAAGCAAAUAAUACUAAUGAUUCUGAAGUAAUUGAAGAUACAAUUGAUAAAGUGAAAACCCCACCACUGACUGAAACUGAAGAUGCAAAAAACAUGCCUAAUGGGGAUAGUAAAAAAUUGGAAAAUGGUGAUAGUAAGCCUCUUAAAAAGACAAAGCGCAGACGCAGGAGGAGAGUUGAUUCCUCUGAGAGUUCAGAUUUCAGUGGUGCAGAUAGUGAAAGUGCCAGCAUGACUUCAGACGAUGCAGGCUCUAAUGAUGACAAUGAUGAUGAUGAUGUAUCAGAUUCAACUUACAAGUCUGAUGAUGAUUCUAGAAGUGAUGAAUCCGUAUUUGAGGAUUCUGAUGAAGAGGAAAGAGUAGAACAAAAUGGAGAUGUGGAAAAACAUCCUACGCCAAUUGAAGAUGACAAUGCUACUCCUGUUGCUAAAGUAAAUGGCAUAGAUCAUAGUCAUAAGAAUAACACUAAAAAACCCGAAAUUGAAUUGAAAGAAGAAGAAAUUCAAGAUUUCUUAAUGGGUGAUAACUACUUGCCAAGCAUCAAGCUCUUGCUAGACUGGGUACUUUUAGAAAAAGAGUUGAUUCUAUCUUGCGGAGAAAGUGGUGAAUCACUCUUUCAAUGUGUUGUUGAUCUGCUAAAUAUUUUCACAUUCUACUUUUACCCCAAAAACAAUGAAGUCCCUGGAAAUUUGAAAAUAUUAUCAUAUGCUAAACAUAUUGCUAUGAAAUUAAAGUUAGAAUACAAAAAGAUACCCCUACCGGAAGACCUAAAUUUACGGGGAACUAACAUCUGUAAAUUUGACAAAGAUGCUGCGGAAUGGCAGAUAUUAAAUAAGUACCAACCAUCAGUAUAUGAAGAAAAUGUAAUAAGGAUCCUGAAUUUUAUUGAUUUUGGCAAUCAAAUUGCGAAAAUUGUCCCUAAAAUAAGAUUUAACAGGUCCAUGAAGAUAUUCUAUUUCAAGAAGACAUCUGCUCCGAAACUGAAUACCAAAAUAAACCACAAGAAAAGUAGAGAAUGGCAUAAUUCAAAGACACCUGAGGGCUCCGGCGGUCUACUCCGUCGUCUAGGGCGCCUCUGGCUGACCGCGCAAGUUCGCGAGCUAGAGCGCAGCCCGUCCGCGCCUUCGCUGCUUGCUCUGGAUGCAGCGGCCAUGCACCUACAUCUGCGGAAGGUGAAGCAACUGCUGAAGGCGCGUUCGUUCGUGCUACUGGUGCCUACUGUUGUGUUACAAGAGCUAGACGACCUGAAGCGCUCUCAGCACAGCGCUCGCGACGCCAUCCGCUGGCUCGAAUCGGCCCUGCGGAGCGGAUCGCGGUUUCUACGCGCGCAGAGACCCGGGCAGUCACGCCCGCUGCCUUUACUCAAGUAUCCUAAGAAGGCCCCUCCACACGUGACAAACUUCAUCCAAAUCCUCGAGUUCUGCCACCAUCUAACUGCAGACGAGAAGCAAAGCGGACAGGGCGAGCCCGACCGUGGGAAAAACAGCAACUUGCUUAUACUACUGGUCGGCAACCAGCCGGGCAACGACGAGUAUAAGGAGUUCAGCGUGACGGGCGCGGCUCAGGCGGCUGGCGUUACUGUGCAGUACAUAGGUGACUUCUAUGCGAAGUGGCGCCAGACCAUAAACAAAACCGGCAAGAAAAGAUGAACCCGGUUUUGUCGCGUCUCGGACUUGGCUGAACAAACGAGGAUCGAAUGGGAGAUCGAUGCGAAUCGCCGCGGCGAACUAAGGGAAUCGAUAUUCGGUCUAUAAUCGAUGGUCAUACAUUAUCUAUGGUCUUUGUAACUUUUUUAAUGGAACCAUUUUUUUAUUUUAGAAAACGUAAUAGCAUAAUGCAUUUUUAUCUUUUCUAGAAUUAUCGUUGACAAUAUCAUUCAUUUUAAGAAAUAACCAUUUUACAUCGUCAUCAUUCAUUAUCAUUCGUGGGGAUUUUUCAUGAAAAUAUUCAUUUUUGACUGCAUAACAUCCAUUUCAGAUUUUGUACGUUUUAUUUGGCUUAUGUAUUGAUUUCUUAAGAUAUAGUAUUAUUCAUUUCAAUAAAUUUACGUUCACAAAA
This is a messenger RNA of Leguminivora glycinivorella, 3496 nucleotides long. RefSeq names its product nonsense-mediated mRNA decay factor SMG5 (gene Smg5). The record is from RefSeq and is a predicted model, not a curated record. Gene Ontology annotation, cellular component: telomerase holoenzyme complex. NCBI's taxonomy places the organism in Eukaryota, Metazoa, Arthropoda, Insecta, Lepidoptera, Tortricidae. The transcript is spliced from 6 exons. Gene Ontology annotation, biological process: nuclear-transcribed mRNA catabolic process, nonsense-mediated decay. Gene Ontology annotation, molecular function: protein binding; telomerase RNA binding; telomeric repeat DNA binding. The coding region runs from base 181 to 3087 and encodes 968 amino acids.